UAUAGCCGUCAGAUGCCAAUGUGCAAAGAAAUAAAAUAGAUCUCAUAAACAAAGAGCAACACGACACGAAUGGGCCAAGACCCAAACAAAGCAUAAAAGAGUUUCACAAGUCCACACCAACGUAAGAGGCAACCAAUUAAAAACACAAUUCGAUUGAAUUAAAGAAUGGGAAUUGUUGAAGAAGCACACAACGUGAAGAUUUUAGGAACAGGGGAUCGAAGUAUAGUCCUUGCUCAUGGGUUCGGAACAGAUCAAUCUGUGUGGAAACAUUUGGUUCCUCAUCUAGUUGAGGAUUAUAAGGUUGUCUUGUUUGACAAUAUGGGAGCUGGAACUACCAACCCAGAUUACUUUGACUUUGAAAGGUACUCAACCUUAGAAGGAUACGCCUAUGAUGUGAUCGCUAUUUUGGAAGAACUCCAAAUUCCUUGUUGUAUUUAUGUCGGUCACUCUGUUUCUGCCAUGAUUGGUGCCAUCGCUUCUGUUGCACGUCCCGAUCUCUUCACCAAACUUGUCACAGUUUCUGGUUCUCCAAGGUAUUUGAAUGACGUGGACUAUUACGGAGGAUUCGAACAAGAAGAUCUAGAUCAAUUAUUUGAAGCAAUGAGAUCAAAUUACAAGGCAUGGUGUUCAGGUUUUGCACCUUUAGCUAUAGGAGGGGACAUGGACUCGGUUGCGGUACAGGAGUUCAGCAGGACAUUGUUCAACAUGAGACCAGACAUGGCAUUAAGUGUGUUACAAAUUAUAUUCCAAAGUGAUUUGAGACAUAUGUUGCCUCAUGUAACUGUUCCUUGUCAUAUAAUUCAGAGCAUGAAGGAUUUGGCUGUGCCUGUCGUAGUCUCCGAAUACCUUCACCAGAACCUCGGAGGCGAAUCCAUUGUGGAGGUGAUGUCCACCGAUGGACAUCUGCCGCAGCUCAGUUCACCCGAUGUUGUUAUUCCGGUGUUGCUUAGGCAUAUUCGCUUUGAUAUUUCCGUUGAUAAAUAGUUACUUUAUUUUGGAUAUGUACAAAGUUAAUUUCUUUCUUUGCUGAGUGCAAUUCAUAGCUACGAGUACAACUGCGCAAAUAUCAAGCGAUGAUGAUGGAUAAGUAUCGCGUAAUAAAUCAACAAUGUUCGAAUAGUUGUAAAUUACUUUGAGAUCGGCUAUAUGAAUUCCAGUAUGUUUUAUUGUUGGAGUGGUAAA
Molecule: messenger RNA, 1182 nt
Organism: Solanum lycopersicum (tomato)
Lineage: Eukaryota; Viridiplantae; Streptophyta; Magnoliopsida; Solanales; Solanaceae
Product: probable esterase KAI2
Biological process (GO): response to karrikin
Source: RefSeq, a predicted model, not a curated record